GGAAGUCGUUGACAGAGGCAGACGUCGAUGAUAUUCAUCCUUCUUUAUGGUCUGCCAGCAAUAUGCCUGGGUUUCUCUCACAGUGGAACAAACAGACUGGUCAUCCAAACAGGACAAAUGAGAACAAGAAAGUGUAUUAUUCAAAAGGACACAAUGACUCUCUCCUUUUUGAUGCAUGUGAUGAAACGUCACCUUUGUUGGGAAAUAAACAUCAAGAGAUGAAGCAGACGAAGAAGGCAGCUAAUGGAACCACGUUCUCGCUGGUCAGGGCUUUGUGGAAAACAUUCUGGUUUGACUUGAUACAGUUUCAAGUCUGGGUGCUUGUUAGUGACUUGCUCAGAUUUGCCAGUCCUUUGAUACUUGGCCUUCUCGUAUCCUUCACCACAGACAAGACUGUGCCCCUGUGGAAAGGCUACCUUCUAUGUAUUGUGCUGUUUGCAUCCACGUUGACUCAGACAGUCUUUUCUCAUGCUAACUGGCACCAAGGAAAAAAGGUGGCACUCAGGAUUGUUGCUGUCAUCAUAUCUGCUAUCUUCAGAAAGUCCUUAAAGAUGAGCAACAAGGCAAAGAAAGAGUCGACAACAGGAGAAAUUGUGAACUUGAUGUCUGUAGACGUGGAGCAUAUACAAACCAUCACGGUUUGGAUCUGGGCAGUGUGGGCUAUUCCUUUGAAUGUCGCCAUUGCCCUGUACCUCCUGUAUCAGUCUCUGGGAGCAUCCAUGUUCGCUGGGAUGGCGGUGUUGCUUGUGUUGUUGCCCGUCAACGUUGUCGCCGUGUUCAUGCUGAGGAAGUAUCAGGCUGAACUGAUGCAAUACAAGGACAAGAGGAUGAAGAUAAUGAAUGAAGUCCUCAAUGGCAUUAAGAUACUGAAGUUGUAUGCCUGGGAACCGUCCUUCCAGGAAAAAGUUUUGGAGGUUCGGGAUAAGGAAUUGCGCAUUUUGAUGAAGAUGGCUUUCCUUAAGAGUUUUAACACCUUCACCUGGACUCUUAUUCCUUAUCUUGUAUCUCUAACUACAUUUGUGACAUACAUCUUCACUUCUGAUGACCACUACCUCCGACCUGAGGUCGUCUUCCCGGCGAUCUCUCUCUUCAGUAUCAUCAGACUUGCUAUUGUCAGAUCACCAUCUGUCAUCGCAUAUUUAGUCCAGGCUACAGUAUCCCUGAAGAGAAUUAACAAGUACCUCAACAGAGAAGAUUUGUCUGAAACCGACGUCUUAUGGAACGCCACACAACGUCCAGCGGUGAAGAUUACAAACGGAUGUUUCCAGUGGAAUUCUGAAGCAGCACCAACACUCACAAACGUCAGUUUGGAUGUUACCGAGGGUCAGCUUUUGGCAAUUGUGGGUCAAGUCGGAUCUGGAAAAUCCUCACUUGUGUCUGCCAUCUUGGGGGAAAUGGACAAGCUCUACGGUCAUGUCAGUUUGAAGAGUCACAUUGCCUACGUGCCCCAAGUUGCGUGGAUCCAGAACGACACCCUGCAGAACAACAUUCUGUUCGGGAAGCCCAUGGACAGACAUUGGUACAACAAAGUGGUGGAGUGUUGCGCUCUGACUCCAGAUCUGGAGAUGUUACCAGCUGGCGAUAUGACAGAGAUAGGGGAGAGAGGUAUCAACUUGAGUGGCGGACAGAAACAGAGAGUCUCACUAGCCAGAGCUGUCUACAACGAUGCUGACAUAUAUCUGCUGGAUGAUCCACUCAGUGCCGUUGACAGUCAUGUGGGGAAACAUAUCUUUGACAAGGUCAUCAGUAGCGAAGGUUUGCUCGCUAGCAAGACUCGUGUCCUGGUCACUCACGGCAUCCACUGGCUCCCAGAGGUGGACUCCAUCCUUGUGAUGACCAGUGGUCAGAUAUCAGAGAAAGGGACGUAUGAGGAGCUUCUGCAGUCUAACGGGCCAUUUUCCAAGUUCCUACAGACUUACCUGACAGAGAAUAAUGAUUUGGAUGACAGUCAAAUUGAAAUGAGCAAAAUAGGAAAGCAAGUUCUUCAACGCUUAGAGUCGGCUAAAUCAAGUGGAGAGAGGAAAGCAGACAUCAAACCUGUCCUAUCUAAGCCCCAAACCAAUGAGACCAGACAGUUCCAAGUCAAAGAAGAAGAAUUGAAAAAGGAGAAGAGGAAACUGGUUGAAGAAGAGGUUGUAGAGUCUGGCAAGGUUACUAUGAAAGUAUUUCUAACCUACUUCCGGGCUAUUGGGUUAUUGCCGAUGUUGAUCGCGAUGGUUAUGUACGCAUUAUUUCAAGCAACGUCUGUAACGUCAACUACGUGGCUCAGCAAAUGGACUGACGACACUUCGCUAGGAAACCUGACAACGCUGCCUUCCAACAGCACAGCCCGAAUGGAGAAAAAUGAAUAUUACAUUGGAAUAUAUGGUGCUUUGGGUCUAGUUCAAACUACGUUCAUCAUGGUAUUUUCCUUUCUAUGGAACCUAAGGACGGUAAAGGCAUCUGGUACACUCCACUCGAACAUGCUGAAGAAUGUUCUGAGGGCACCGAUGUCCUUCUUUGACACCACGCCUACGGGCAGGAUUGUCAAUCGGUUCUCCCAGGAUAUGGAUACAAUCGACACCAGAAUGCCCAUCGCGGUGGAAUAUUCCUUCAACACCACCCAUUUUGGGGAGACCUUAUCAGGAGCCAGUGUUAUCAGAUCGUUCCAAGCCCAGUCGAGGUUCAUCAAGGAAUCUGAGGACCGAGUAGAUGCAAAGCAGAAGUUCACCUUUUACUCAUUUUGUGCUCUCAGAUGGCAAGGUGUGCGUCUGGAAGUCUUCGGGAACAUCAUCGUUCUGGCCGCCUCCCUGUUUGCCGUCAUGUCACGUGACACCUUGUCAGGAGGACUUGUAGGCUUGUCGGUCUCCUAUGCUAUUGAGAUAACCGCUAACCUCAGCUGGAUGGUGCAGCUGGUGUCAGAAGUAGAGACACAGAUCGUCAUGGUGGAGAGGGUCAAGCAGUACACUGAAAUACAUUCAGAGCCAGCAUGGGACAUGCCCGAGAGACGUCCAACUCAUGACUGGCCAGACGCCGGGGUGGUGAAGUUCCUUGACUACUCAACGCGAUAUAGAGAAGGCCUUGACCUUGUUCUCAAGGGAGUAACGUGUACAGUACAUUCAACAGAGAAGGUGGGCAUCGUGGGCAGGACGGGGGCUGGGAAGUCCUCUCUGACUCUGUCCCUGUUCCGGCUGAUAGAAGCUGCAGGAGGAGAGAUCAACAUAGAUGGCGUUGACAUCAGUACACUCGGGCUGCAUGACCUCAGGAGCAAACUCACCAUACUACCUCAGGAUCCUGUAUUAUUUGCCAGAAGCCUGCGAGGCAAUGUUGACCCCUUCACCCAGUAUUCAGACAAUCAGAUCUGGCGGGCGCUGGAACAGGCUCAUCUGAAGACGUUCGUGGAGGUACUUCCUGAUGGACUGGAACACGAGUGUAGCGAAGGAGGGGAAAAUAUGAGUGUUGGUCAGCGGCAGCUCUUGUGUCUGGCCAGAGCUCUCCUGAAGAAGACCAGGAUCCUAGUACUGGAUGAGGCUACAGCAGCCGUUGACAUGGAAACAGAUGACCUGAUCCAGCAGACCAUCAGGUCAGAGUUCAAGGACUGCACGGUGCUGACCAUCGCCCACAGACUCAACACAGUCAUGGACUACGACAGGAUCCUGGUCUUGGACAACGGCCGUGUGUGUGAGUUUGACACACCCUCCAUCCUGUUGCGACAACACGACAGUAUCUUCUACAACAUGGCCAAAGCUGCUGGGUUAACAACAUAAUACAAAACAAUUUCACAAAUCUAAUUACGCAACUAGAUGAUAAACAGACCAACAAUAUGUAUGACAAGAUAAAUUGUGUGCCUUCGUCCACUUGAUAUGACUCGCUCAUGCCUUCAACCACAUGUUUGCA
Haliotis rubra (blacklip abalone) is the source of this 3876-nucleotide messenger RNA. Its product is annotated as multidrug resistance-associated protein 1-like. Lineage: Eukaryota; Metazoa; Mollusca; Gastropoda; Lepetellida; Haliotidae. The transcript is spliced from 24 exons. The record is from RefSeq and is a predicted model, not a curated record. Bases 63 to 3746 code for a protein of 1227 amino acids. Gene Ontology annotation, biological process: transmembrane transport. Gene Ontology annotation, molecular function: ATP binding; ATP hydrolysis activity; ABC-type transporter activity. Gene Ontology annotation, cellular component: membrane.